CACAAUCAAUAGCUGCCGCAUUUCUAUCACAAUUUGAUAGUAUUUUCUUGUAUUUCCUUCGUGAAGAAUUGACUUGCGAGAAACGCACACUACCGACUUUCACCUACUACAAUGGCGUCCAUGCUCCCUCAAUCAGAAGGCUAUCUGCCUCUGUAUAUUCUCUUUGUGGGGGUGACUGCCCUUGGGAAUGCCGUGCAAUGCUACAACACCAUAUCCUACACUCAGCGCCUCUACUCUGGCCACCCCGAACCGGGCAAGGCCAAAAGACCUGCUCAUGAGACGUCUACUGCGACGCCCUUGUCCUCGAGAACUUUCGGAACUUGGACCUUCGCUGUAGGCCUCGUGAGGAUCUUCGCUGCAUACCACAUCAACGAGGCGUCCUGGUUUCAGAUGCAGAUGUUAACCAAUCUUGUCGGUCUGGUCCAUUUCAGCAUGGAGGCAUUUGUGUACAAAACAAGUCGACCUUGGGGUCCUUGGUUGGCCCCUGUCAGUGUCUCGCUGUUUGGCUUGGUAUGGAGUGUCGCUCAGUAUGACUUCUAUGUCAAAUAAGAACUGUACACACAACGGAAGAAUAUGGACGAAGAAUAAUAUAUC
Molecule: messenger RNA, 594 nt
Organism: Exophiala xenobiotica
Lineage: Eukaryota; Fungi; Ascomycota; Eurotiomycetes; Chaetothyriales; Herpotrichiellaceae
Exons: 2
Coding region: 112-549 (145 amino acids)
Cellular component (GO): membrane; endoplasmic reticulum
Molecular function (GO): protein-macromolecule adaptor activity
Source: RefSeq, a predicted model, not a curated record